AUGAUGUUUGCUAACAAGAAGCACUUCAUCACUGCCAUCGUCGGGGUGCUGGCUGCACUCUCCAUCAUUGCCCUUGUUCUCAGCCUGGUGAAGAUUGAAGAUGUCACUCUGCCACCCACGGUCAAGUAUGGGAUGGUGUUUGACGCAGGGUCAUCCCACACCUCCCUGUUUGUCUACGAGUGGGAUUCAGACAAGGAGAAUGACACCGGUGUGGUCAGCCAGACCUUGUCCUGUGAUGUCCAGGGUCCAGGCAUAUCAAGCUACGCCAGUGAUCCCCCGAAAGCUGGUGAUUCCCUAAGAGAGUGUCUGGAUAAAGCCCUGAAGGUCAUUCCUAAAAAAAGGGAUGUCCCAGCUUACCUCGGAGCAACGGCAGGCAUGAGGCUACUGAGGGAACAGAACAGCUCAGCCACAGCCCAAGUCCUGGCUGAAGUUGCUAAAACCAUGCGAGAGUACCCGGUGGCUUUCAAAGGGGCUCGAAUACUCACGGGAGAGGAGGAGGGGACUUACGGCUGGAUCACCACCAACUACCUGCUGGAAUCCUUCACUAAGUUCUCCCCCAAAGCUCACACCUGGAUUCAUCCAGAGGCACCCAACAUUUUUGGGGCGCUGGAUCUUGGAGGAGCAUCUACUCAGAUCAGCUUUAGACCUGAAGGUUCAGUGAUAAACUGGAAUGAAGGCUCCAAGUUGACGCUGUACGGGUAUAACUACAACAUCUACACACACAGCUACCUCUGCUACGGGCAGAACGAGAUGCUGAAGCGACUGGCAAAGGAAUUAAUUGUGGAGUCAUCCUCCAGCACACGAGUCGCUCACCCCUGCUACCCAAAAGACUACAAUGAAACCAUCUCGCUGUCUUCCUUCCACACCAGCCCCUGCACCAACCGGAGCGACCCACGCCUGACCCUUGGUGACAGGAAUGUCACCCUGGAGGGCAGGGGCAAUGCCAGCGGGUGCCUGGCUGCCAUCAAGAAGCUGUUCAACUUCUCGGCAUGCGGCCAAAGCCCGGACUGCACCUUUGAUGGCAUCUACCAGCCCCUGGUCAGCGGGCGGUUCAUUGCCUUCUCUGCCUUUUAUUAUAACUUCAAAUUUCUCAACCUGACUGAGGGGCAGUCGCUGGCCACUGUCAGGGAGACCAUCGAGCAUUUCUGCACCAGAAGCUGGGAAGAUCUGUCUUCUAGCUACCCUGAAGAGAAACCUGAGCGACUGCCUAAAUACUGUGCCAACGCCAACUACAUCCUCACACUCCUCCUCGACGCCUACAAGUUCAAUGAGACCAGCUGGAACAACAUCUUCUUCCAGAUGAAGGUGGGGAGCACAGAUGUUGGCUGGACGCUGGGCUACAUGCUGAACCUCACCAACAUGAUCCCAGCGGAGGCUCCGGUGCAAGUGAAGGGGCAUGUUCCUUCCCUGUGGGCUGCGGCUGUCGCCUUCAUCAUCCUCACCCUUGGCUUGGGGCUUGCUGCCCUGCUCCUGCUCUUGUGGGUUUAG
Antrostomus carolinensis (chuck-will's-widow) is the source of this 1488-nucleotide messenger RNA. RefSeq names its product ectonucleoside triphosphate diphosphohydrolase 8-like. The record is from RefSeq and is a predicted model, not a curated record. Bases 1 to 1488 code for a protein of 495 amino acids. The transcript is spliced from 9 exons. NCBI's taxonomy places the organism in Eukaryota, Metazoa, Chordata, Aves, Caprimulgiformes, Caprimulgidae. Gene Ontology annotation, cellular component: plasma membrane. Gene Ontology annotation, biological process: nucleoside diphosphate catabolic process. Gene Ontology annotation, molecular function: ribonucleoside triphosphate phosphatase activity; GDP phosphatase activity; UDP phosphatase activity.